AAAACACAGGAUCCAAUUGAAUACAUAAUUUCCAAGAGAAAACGAUCAGCACAUAAUCGGGUAACCCGGUAUCAGUUCUCAGUUCUCACCCGUCUUCGUUCGUAGUGGCUCUCCGUCGCGGUUGCACCGCCCACGUAAACCUAUAGAAUCGACGGAGCAAAUUCUUCCAUCUUAUCAGAAGUGUCCUUUGAGAGCUUUAUUGAUUCCUCAAUUGUGUGCCAACUCUCCAGAUUCAAAGUUGGUAGAUGAACCCUAGAGAAAGCUUCUACCUUUCUUCCAUGAGAAAUCCAUAACUUUCUCCUCAAUCAAAUGCCACUUUGCGAGUAAUGUGUCUGGUGUGAUGGGUAGAAGAAAGCAAACUCAGCCUCGUAGGGCACAGGCUACUGUUGGCAACAAUGGUGUUUCUAAAGAGGAUUUUUGCAAUCCAGACACAUCCCAUGCUUUAAAAAAUGAGCUUUCUAGUCACAACAAUUCAUUUUUCAUCGAAGUUGAUAGGGAUAACUGGGUGUCAACAGAGCAUUAUGACAUCUCAGAAGUGGUUCUGACAAAUUUGAAUGUAAGUGAAGAGUGUUAUGAUAGAAAAUACGAGGAUCAAGAUUUUAUCAAUGAAGAAAAGUAUAACUUUAGGUUUCGGUUGAACGAUGUAAUAAAACCAUUGCAUAUCCCUGUCUUAUCUACUUCUGAUAUCUAUCUGGAAUUCAUUGAGAAGCGAGUGGACAUGGAAGCACAUGUGAUGGUAACAGGAAAUUUUGAUGGGCCUAGUGAAGGUGUUUCAGGGCUUGUUCACUUGGUUAGUAUGAAGUUUUUGACUUUGAGGCCUACUACAGGGUUGACUUUUUCAGGGAAUUUGUCAUCUAUUAGAUUAAGAGUAGAGAUACAAAAGUGUACAUUCGAGGGUUCUGAGUCAUUUUUUGGGACUACAAGGCAGAUAUGGAAGAAGAGUAUGAUGAAUGUCAUGGCUUGGCUACGCCCUGAAGUAACUACCUCAGAGGCUAGAUAUGGAUAUAAGGUACCUGAAGACAUGGAGAUUGGCUUACAACUAAAUGAAAAUAGGAAAGGAUACAGGUUCGAUGUAUCUGGUUUUUAUGAAGCAAUAAAACCCUCAAAGGAUAACCCGAUGCUAAUGGAUGACAUGCCUGACUUGCUCCCUGAGCUUAGACCAUAUCAAAGGCGUGCAGCUUUCUGGAUGGUUCAACGUGAGAAAGGAACUUUCAGACAUCUGAGAGAAAGUCAACAAAGUCAAUCUGUUUCGCCCCUAUGUGUCCCUGUGGAUUUAGUUGAUUCCUGCUCUAAAAUAUAUUACAAUUCAUUUAACGGAAGUGUUUCAACGAAUCUUGAGAACUGUUCAUCUUAUGUUGUUGGUGGCAUUCUUGCAGAUGAAAUGGGUCUAGGGAAAACCAUUGAGCUACUUGCUUGUAUAUUUGCACAUAGAAAAUCGGACAUAGAUGCUGAUGAUAUAAGGAAACAAGACAAUACAAGUUGCUGGAGAGCAGAAAUCUAA
Lactuca virosa is the source of this 1501-nucleotide messenger RNA. Lineage: Eukaryota; Viridiplantae; Streptophyta; Magnoliopsida; Asterales; Asteraceae. The record is from the annotation of a GenBank genome assembly.